CGUUCCCGAUCACGCCUGGCGGAGUGGGCGAUCCGGUUUUGCAGCUCGGCCUGCCUCGCCGGCGUCGCACGCCCUGCCUCCUGCACUUUUGCAUUUGCGAAGCGCGACAUCUUUCUCCAUCCAGCCCCCCACCCCCUUGCCACCAUGAUGGCAGGCUUGCAGCAGCUGCCCUGUGCGCCCCGAUUCCUCGUGUGUCUAGCCCUAGCUGUAGGGAUGAUGCGGACGGGGUCCUCUGCAGCGGCCGCAGGGGAUGCUCCGCCUGGCAAAAUAGCUGUGAUAGGAGCUGGGAUUGGCGGCUCGUCAGUAGCCUACUUUCUGCAGCAGCAUUUUGGGUCUCAGGUUCAGCUGGAUGUGUAUGAGAAAGACAUGGUGGGUGGUCGCCUGGCCACAGUAACUGUCAACAAGCAGCAGUACGAGAGCGGUGGGGCCUCCAUUCACUCCCUCAAUUUGCACAUGCAAGACUUUGUUAAGCUGCUGGGACUGAAGCAUCGUCGAGAAGUGGCAGGAAAGAGUGCAGUUUUCAGUGGGGAGCACUUUGUCCUGGAGGAGACAGAUUGGUACCUCUUGAACCUCUUUCGGCUCUGGUGGCACUAUGGCAUGAGCUUCCUGCGCCUGCAGAUGUGGGUGGAGGAGGUAAUGGAGAAGUUCAUGAGGAUCUACAAGUACCAGGCUCAUGGCUAUGCAUUCUCUCGCGUAGAGGAACUCUUACAUUCUUUGGGUGGCGACACCUUUGUCAACAUGACUCAGCGCUCUGUGGCGGAAUCCCUGCUGGAAGUGGGCGUCACACAGCGCUUCAUUGAUGAUGUCAUUGUGGCCAUUUUGCGUGCAAGCUAUGGCCAAUCUGUACUGGUGCCUGCCUUCGCAGGGGCCAUGUCGUUAGCAGGGGCGCAAGGCAACAUGUGGGCUGUGGAAGGUGGCAACAAGCUGGUUUGCUCUGAUUUGCUGAAGCUAACCAAAGCUAAUGUAAUCCAGGCCACCGUGACAGCCAUCUCCCUGCACAGUUCAGAAGGAAAAAACUUUUAUCAAGUGCACUAUGAGGAUGAGGAAGGCCAAGGUUCUAGUUUCUAUGACAUAGUGGUCAUUGCCACACAACUGCAUGAUAACAAGAGCAACAUCACCUUUCAGAACUUUGACCCUCCCAUUGCUGAGUUUCCAGGAACUUUUCACACCACCAUCGCUUCCAUAGUCCAUGGCUACCUCAACUCCUCUUAUUUUGGCUUCACUGAUCCAAAGCUCUUCCCUUUCACCAGUGUCCUCACCACAGACUCUCCUGCUGUCUUCUUCAAUUCCAUGGAUAACAUUUGCCCUGUCAAUGUAUCCAGUACCUUCCGGCGAAAACAACCCCAAGAUGCUGCUGUGUGGAGAGUCCACUCCCAGCAUCCCCUGGAAAAGCAGGAGCUGAAGAUCCUCUUCCGUUCCUACUAUUCUGUCCAGGUGACAGAAUGGCAGGCAUAUCCUUCUUAUGAAUCUUCCAAGACUCUUCCGCCCAUUAUUCUCCAUGAUAAUCUCUACUACCUCAACAGCAUGGAGUGGGCAGCCAGCUCAGUGGAAAUGGCUGUUGUGGCUGCCAAAAAUGUGGCCCUCUUAGCUUACAACCUCUGGUAUCAUGACCUAGAUAAGAUAGACCAGAAGGACCUGAUCCACAAAAUAAAGACUGAGCUGUGAAUCUAUCAGGCAGUGCUGGAGGAGACUUUCAGCAUCUUCUCCUUUAUUGGAUGCAGGGUGGGCUGAACAGGUACACUGGACUUUUAACAGGGUGAUGAAUGGAGCACCAUGGAGAAUGGAGAUAUACAUCCCUGUAUAUCUGUUUGUCGGCAGCAAGUGCAUCUCAUUCUUUUUUGCAGAGUCUACGAGCAAAUGGCACUCCUGUACCAGAGACUAAAGGUUCUUAAGAAAAUCUUCGAGGGCAUCUAAGCUGGUUAGUUACUAUUGAACUGCGUCCAAGCUGAUUCCAGGGUCAGAGAUGGGACUGGUUUCUUCUUCAGGCAAACAGUGUUCUGUUACCUGCUGAGCCACAGCCAUGCAUCGUCCCAUUGUACAUCACUUGGCAAAGUACACUUUUGUAAAGAACCUGCCCAAGGAAUGGAUCUCUUGGUUCCUCCGCAACAACUGCAGCCCUGAUUUCCACCUGCUUUCUUCUGAACUUCCUCCUUGUGGCUAGGCUUCUGUGCUAAAGGAACGGCCAUUUGAGUAGGAGUGCCUCUCUGAUGUCAGAACCCUGCAGCAACUUUACUGUACUGCCACGCCAAGCAAUGUUAUCCUUUACCAAGCCCCAUAACCUUGCCUUUAAUUGUGGUCAACCAGAACCGCGAGUUAGGUCUUUAAGCACUGGCUAAAGCUCAGGUUUAACAUCCUGUGCUUGUACAAAUGUGACCUUCCCCUCCCACCCCCACUCUCUCUACCAGUGCAGAACUGCAUAACCACUGUCCUGAUAACUUCCAAUCCCUGCAACUAAUGGCUGAUCUUACAUUGCUUUUCCUUUCAUAUAUCAUAGAGGAAGAUUUAGUUGCUGUUUCUCAGCUUCCAAGAGAAACUGGGCAUUCUCCUCUUCCAGAUCUCAUUGGUUAAAUUAAUUUUUGUUGUUUCUUGGCUAGGAGAAAAUACUGCAUAUUGAUUGGAAGCUUUUAUGACUUGGAGCUGUGUUCCAGCUGUAUUGUCUAGCUGAUUCUGCAGAUCUUGAAAUGGGAGCCUGUAUGCUCCUUCCAUGCUGUUAGUUGAGCCCGUACUCACCUGCAGCUGCUUGCAGUAAAGGGGUAGCUUGGGACAGGUGCAACACAACAGACAGGUGCAACACUCUUGUGGCUGGAGAAAAGAAAUCUGCUUUACUGUCAAAUAGCAAGGCUGCUUCCUGAGCGCAAGGAUUAGUCGGCGAAUUCCUCCUGUUUUUCCUGCAGAAACAGGGUUGGAAGUCCUGGACAUGUGACUCUUAACCCCCUCUAAUAAAGUGUCUUAACUGUG
This is a messenger RNA of Eublepharis macularius, 2958 nucleotides long. RefSeq names its product prenylcysteine oxidase 1 like (gene PCYOX1L). The coding region runs from base 145 to 1665 and encodes 506 amino acids. The record is from RefSeq and is a predicted model, not a curated record. Gene Ontology annotation, molecular function: prenylcysteine oxidase activity. The transcript has 6 exons. Gene Ontology annotation, biological process: prenylcysteine catabolic process; prenylated protein catabolic process. Lineage: Eukaryota; Metazoa; Chordata; Lepidosauria; Squamata; Eublepharidae.